Messenger RNA from Vollenhovia emeryi, 2572 nucleotides. Its product is annotated as dehydrogenase/reductase SDR family member 4-like. The record is from RefSeq and is a predicted model, not a curated record. Gene Ontology annotation, molecular function: oxidoreductase activity. The transcript has 4 exons. NCBI's taxonomy places the organism in Eukaryota, Metazoa, Arthropoda, Insecta, Hymenoptera, Formicidae. Bases 1330 to 2091 code for a protein of 253 amino acids.
AAUGACUAUUAAAAUAUACGCGGCAUUAUUUAACAUAAUUCGACGCAAUUAUCUCAGUCUUCUUCUCUACAUAUUUCUCCUCUUCGUUCCUCUACGAAAAACCUAACCCAUUUCACGAGGAAUGUAUUUCCGACCUAACGGGAUCAAACGGGAUGACGUGUAACUCUGCUGACACGAAUGGAUAGGGUCCUUGGUUCGAUCCCGGCCCUCGCCCCGCAUAUUUUCCCGUUGAGGGAAAUUUCAAAAGUUGAGCGCUUGAAGAUGGUCAAGCGCCGCCUCGGAUUCGGCGUUUGAUCACGAUGGAGCACGUGAAUUUCAAGGAAUUCCUAGAAAUAUCACGCCGAUAUAACUUGACGAUCGAAAGGCGCUCCCACAAAAGGGGGCGAAUGCAACAAAAUGAGGCGUAUUUCUGAGGAAACAAAUUUGCAGCCGCGAAUCCAGCAUUAUCGGCUCUAACAAUGAUGGAUAUUUAGAGUGUGCGUCCGGGAGCUGACUAUCAGCGCUACUUAGCGCUGAAAGCGUCGUUCUGGCUAUUCUCGACGCAUAAUGGGCAGCAAAGAUAGAAUAAUGUUUUUAACGCUAAGUAGCAGUGAUAGUGAGCUCCCGAACGCACCCAUAAGAGCUGCGAUAUGAGCUGCGUUCGACACAAAUUUACAAAUCCAAGGCGUUGGAGCGCCCUUCCUUCCUUUCUAUCUCAUUCUCUUCUUCACUCGAAUACAAAAGGGCCACUCCGACGCCUCGAGUUUGCAACGCCGAGCGCAGCUAUUAUUGCCUCAAACCAUGCGACACAUGCAACGGAUGUUUGUUCGUAUCAACGCAGUUGACCUCAGAGGUGAACAGCGUUAAGGCACUUCUUCAAACACGAGAUUUCUACAGAGCCUGCUUGUCGAGUUCUAUUGGUGGCGAACAGUGUCCGCAGUUUUAUAUGAAUUUGCGUUUUAUCGAAGGCGCGGCUCAUUCCCAGUCAGCAAAAUGUUGGCAGAUUCAUCAGAAGCCCACACCAAAACCAUCUGUGUCCGCAUUUGGCUUUCGUUUUGGCAACAAAGUCUGUAAAACAGACUGUCGGCAGAAACCGAGCAGGUCCAGUUAUGUGAGCAGAUUUGGUUGUAUUUCUGCUGACAAACGCUGGCAACGUGUCGAAUAUAUCAGUUCCUGCGUGCAAUCUGCAGUCUUUCUCCCUUCAAAAUAUGUAGUGGGCAUUUGACGAAAUCUGCUCUGGCAGAUUUGGCUGUCUGGAAAUAGUUGCGACUAUUGUUUACUUUCUUCUACGGAGCAUCAGAAGAACGUAAUUUAGUGAAAGAGCACUGGAAGGACGUAAUUCAAUAAAAGAUGUCCUUCGCGGGGAAAGUUGUUCUGGUGACGGGGGCCAGUUCAGGAAUUGGUGCUGCUACGGCUGUCCACCUGGCUCAGCUUGGCGCGUCGCUGUCGCUAAGCGGGCGCAAUAAGCAGAAUUUGAACAAGGUGGCCGAGCAGUGCGGCCAGUCGAAGCCGUUUAUCGUGACGGGGGAGCUGACCAACGAGAGCGACGUGAAGAAUAUCAUCGACGCGACGAUCAAGCACUACGGCAAACUGGACGUUCUAGUUAACAAUGCUGGAAUUCUGGAAUCCGGUAGUAUAGAGACCACAAGCCUGGAACAGUACGACAACGUUUUCAACAUCAACGUUCGCUCGGUGUACCAAUUGACAGCACUGGCGGUGCCACACUUAGUCAAGACGAAAGGCAACAUUGUUAACGUCUCUAGCGUAACCGGAUUACGAUCUUUCCCGGGUUGCCUGGCAUACUGCAUGAGCAAGGCGGCCGUGGAUCAGUUUACGCGUUGCGUCGCCCUGGAAUUGGCACCAAAACAGGUGCGCGUGAAUGCUGUGAAUCCCGGUGUUACAGUAACAAAUCUCCACGAGAGCAGCGGAAUGAGCAAAGAGCAGCUCGCGAGCUUCUUCGAGCACAGUAAAGAGACGCAUGCCCUCGGAAGAACGGGCGACGUCACGGAAGUCGCAAAGACCAUUGCGUUUCUGGCGAGUGACGACGCUAGUUUCAUAACAGGAGCGACGUUACCUGUGGACGGAGGUAGACAUGCCAUGUGCCCUCGCUAAAGGUCUUGUAUUACCUUCACAGAUGAUACAUGGUAUAUUUUUUUAUAUAGUCUACAACAUAUACAGUACAUUAAGCUACAUGUAAUAUUUGCGUUCUGCCAGGCAAUUCCAAGAAAAUGCAUUGGAAAGUAUUUUGAAUUUAGCUAUAUCGUAAUUGUUACAUAUAUUUGCUAUGUUACUUUUAUAAAAAAAAAGCUAUACUGAUAUGUUUGUACUUAACAGAACGAGAAAAGAAAAUAAAAAUAUUAUAAUACAGCCAGAGAGUAUAAGUGGUUCAAGUAAAAUGCGCCGUUGCAAAAAAAUGCAAUAAAUGAACCUGAAUAUUUUCAAUUUUCAAUAAUGCACAUUUCGUAGAAUAAAGUGAAUUUUAUACUAGAGUAAGGUAAUUUGCGUCUCAAGAGAACGAACCAGUAUACAUAUGUAACGCAAGGCAAACGAGCAGGACAUUUAAUUGAGCCAAUAAACGUUCUAUUUGAAAAUU